This is a messenger RNA of Choloepus didactylus (southern two-toed sloth), 2469 nucleotides long. It is a transcript of the gene CCDC126, whose product is annotated as coiled-coil domain containing 126. The transcript has 3 exons. The coding region runs from base 424 to 846 and encodes 140 amino acids. The record is from RefSeq and is a predicted model, not a curated record. Lineage: Eukaryota; Metazoa; Chordata; Mammalia; Pilosa; Megalonychidae.
AGGCCGGCGGGUCCCUGAAGCGGGGGAAGGGCCGAGCGGGAAGGCGGAGCGGAAGCGGAGUGCUAGGGACUAGAAGAGUAAAAUCUCCCCAAGCCGGGAAGCACCCUUAUCCCUGACUAUCUACCCAGGGCCUUCCUCCAUCCCAGCCUAGAGGCUGCUUUGCGACUGCGGGACGCAGCUGACGCGCGCUAAUCGGCUUUCCCUGUGUCGCCCUGGCUAGAGACCAUGCAACGGCGGCGACUGUGAAGAGAAGCCCACAAGCAAGGUAAAGAGUUAACAGAGUUGGAGGCAACCUUGCUGAAGAUGAAGAAUAUAGAAUAUUAGAGGAGAGUGUUUUUUUCUUUUUCUUUUCAAAAACCUUGAUUGUUUGCUGACUUUCCUCUAGUAAUCACUCUUUGAUUGCGUCUGCUUGCUUCAUCAGAAAUGUUUUUUACAAUCUCAAGAAAAAAUAUGUCCCAGAAAUUGAGUUUGCUGUUGGUUGUAUUUGGACUCAUUUGGGGAUUAAUGUUAUUGCACUAUACUUUUCAACAACCAAGACAUCAAAGCAGUGUUAAGUUACGUGAACAAAUACUAGAUUUAAGCAAAAGAUAUGUUAAAGCUCUAGCAGAGGAAAAUAAGAACACCAUGGAUGUCGAGAAUGGUGCUUCUAUGGCUGGAUAUGCGGACCUGAAAAGAACAAUUGCUGUCCUUUUGGAUGACAUUUUACAACGCUUAGUGAAGCUGGAGAACAAGGUUGACUACAUUGUUGUGAAUGGCUCAGCAACCAACACUACCAAUGGUACUAGUGGGAAUUUGGUGCCAGUAACCACAAAUAAAAGAAUAAAUGCCUCAGGCAGCAUUAGAUAGCAGUUGAAGAUCACCCGGUGCUGCUACAUCCACCAUGGAUUACAUCCUAUGGCAGAAAAGCUUUUUAAUUGCUGGUUAGGACAGAGUGUUAUUUAUAAUAAAAGCUCUAAGCAUUUUUAAGGAGUGUACUGGAUUCAUGGAACUCUAAUUUUGUAUAUAAAAUUUUAAAAGUUAUUAGUUUGUUUUCAGGCAAGUCUAUCCAAUGCUGUACUAUAUCUUAAAGGGAAUUCAGUAACAUGGUUGAUGUAGUAAGCAGGUAGGUUAUGUUUGUAUAAACCUUUUUUUGUGUUUGAGGUCAAGCUGAAACAGAAACACUGAAAGACAUGGGUUCAUUUCUAUAACAUAUUUAAGUAUAAAAUGUUUUUCAGACAAGUGGAGAAUAUUGUUGUUAAAUCAUUCUGUCAUUUGUUCUCAAUAGAUGUAGCUAUUAGACUAAUGCUAUUAGAAAAUGUGCUUACUUCCUGUACUAUAUUUUGUUACUCAGAUUAUGAGCAGAGAAAGGAAGAAUAAUGCUGAAAAUAAUGUUUUGAAAUCAUGACCCAAAGAAUGUUUUCAUUUGCACUACCUUUCAAAAUAACUGAAGGUUAAUUAUUGUAUAUUUUUAAAAACUACAUUUAUAAGAGUAUAAUCUUAAAAUGGGUAGCAGCCACUGUCUAUGACCUAUUCUAAAUCCGGGUAAUUUAAUUAACAACAUUAAAAUAAUAAUCUCUACUCUCAUACAUAACUUUUUCUUGUACAAGUUCUAAGGAAUAAAAGCUAUUUUUAUGAGAUUAAAAAUAAGUAAAGACUUUUCACAUACAUGAAUUUUAAUUUAAAAGUUUAAUCCCGUGACUGUCUGUGCUAUAAGGAAAGCACAUUAUUUCCAUGUUUGGGUAAUUUUGGCUUUUAUUAUGUUGGAGGGAGGUGAAUUGAGAUAUUUCAGAGACUGGGACUCUUGAGAACUUUAGCCAGAUGUAUAUAAUAAAGAUAUUUGUGCUGCAUUAAAUUGCUUGGAAAAUGUCAGCAUUAUUUUAUAUUAUGUAAGAGUAUGCUGCUUUAUGAACUUUUGAAUUUGCGUAACAGAUAUAUUAGAUACUCAUUUUAUAUAGUGAUCACUUAAAAUACUUAUUAACAUUUAAAAUAUAAUUUAAAUUAUGAAGAUUAAUUAUCUUUUCAGGAAAACAGCUAUUGUAUAUUUAGCACAAGAGGUCCAAAUCAUGGGUAUUUCUAGUAUAGAGCAAAGUACACCUUUAUUUAAAUUUCCCUUGUAGCAAAUCUAAUUGCUGUAAUAGUGCCCUAAUAUUUCAUAGUAUUUAUUCUCUAUAAUAACUGCUUAAGAGCAGUUUUUGGAUUUAGACUAUAUUGAAUUUAGUUUUGGAUAGUGUAUUGCUCAUUAUUAAAAUACGCUACCUUAUGUAGUAUCAAUAAUUAUAAUAUUUUAUUAAAAUAAACAUGAGGAAAUAUUUCAUGAAAGGUUGCUUUCAAACAUUUUCCUCUAUACUCUACCUUUAUGUGAAGAAAUUAAGUAUAUACCAUUGCCAGGUAAAAUUUGGAAUAAUUGUGAGUCCCUCUCAUUAGUUGUGGACAUUUUUGUUUUUUUGUUUUUGAUUUCAGGGAUGAAAUAAAAUACAUAAUUUAUAAUUA